Molecule: messenger RNA, 2686 nt
Organism: Lotus japonicus
Lineage: Eukaryota; Viridiplantae; Streptophyta; Magnoliopsida; Fabales; Fabaceae
Product: ABC transporter G family member 15-like
Exons: 9
Coding region: 244-2322 (692 amino acids)
Cellular component (GO): membrane
Molecular function (GO): ABC-type transporter activity; ATP hydrolysis activity; ATP binding
Source: RefSeq, a predicted model, not a curated record
UCUGUGCAUACCAAAAACCAUUAACUCCCUUAUCUUCCUCUCUCUCUUCAUAAUUUUCCCAUGCUCAUACUACUAGCUAGAUUUGAUGCACCAUUAAUACUCCUAGUAGUUGUUUGGUAUUUGUUGUGAUGUUCAUAUUUCCAAUUUCAAUUUCUAUCUCUUUUAAGUGUAUUUUUACUAUUUUAUGUUACUAGCCUUCAUCAUUAGGUCAAACCCAAACCACUUUAGCUUCACAUCAACAACAUGGAGAUUGAAACUGCUACUGCAGGAGGUGGUGGUGGUGGUAGCUACAAAGAUGAGAGUGAGGUGGCAGCAUAUGGUGGUUUUGAUAGGGGCAGCUUCUUGGCAUGGGAAGAUCUGAGAGUGGUGAUUCCAAAUUUUGGGAAAGGACCAACUAAGAGGUUGCUUAAUGGGCUUAAUGGGUUUGCUGAGCCUGGUAGAAUCAUGGCUAUUAUGGGUCCUUCUGGCUCUGGAAAAUCCACAUUGCUGGAUUCUCUAGCAGGUAGACUCUCAAAGAAUGUUGUCAUGACAGGAAAUGUUCUUCUCAAUGGGAAGAAACAAACCCUGGGCUGUGGUUUUGUUGCUUAUGUAACUCAAGAGGAUGUGCUGCUGGGAACUCUCACAGUGAAGGAAACCAUAUCAUAUUCAGCGAAUCUUCGUCUUCCAACAUCAAUGACCAAAGAUGAAGUUAACAGCAUAGUAGAUGGAACACUCAUAGAAAUGGGUCUCCAAGACUGUGCUGAUAGAUUGAUUGGUAACUGGCACUUGAGAGGAAUAAGUGGAGGGGAGAAGAAAAGACUUAGCAUUGCACUUGAGAUCCUCACAAGGCCUCGCUUGCUAUUUCUUGAUGAACCAACCAGUGGCCUAGACAGUGCCUCAGCAUUUUUUGUUGUUCAGACUCUUAGAAAUGUUGCUCGUGAUGGAAGGACAGUUAUCUCUUCCAUUCACCAGCCAAGCAGUGAAGUUUUUGCACUCUUUGAUGACCUUUACUUGCUAUCUGGUGGAGAAACAGUUUAUUUUGGAGAAGCAAAAAUGGCAGUAGAGUUUUUUGCUGAAGCUGGUUUUCCUUGUCCACGAAAGAAAAAUCCUUCUGAUCACUUCCUACGAUGUAUCAAUUCUGACUUUGAUGUUGUAACAGCUGCACUUAAGGGAUCUCAAAGAAUUCCUGAUGUUCCAAAUUCAUCAGAUCCUUUCCUGAACUUGGCUACAGCAGAGAUUAAGGCGAGGCUAGUUGAAAAAUAUAGGCGUUCAACAUAUGCCAAAAGGGUCAAAAAAAGAAUUCAAGAACUAUCUACCAAUGAAGGGCUUGAAAUUGAGUCAAAAAAUGGAAGUCAAGCUACUUGGUGGAAGCAACUCUCCACAUUGACAAGGAGAUCAUUUGUCAACAUGAGUAGAGAUGUGGGUUACUACUGGUUGAGGAUUAUAAUUUACAUUAUUGUGUCUAUAUGUGUUGGAACCAUUUAUUUUGACAUUGGCUAUAGCUAUACUUCAAUCCUAGCCCGGGGUGCUUGUGGUGCAUUUAUAUCAGGAUUUAUGACAUUCAUGUCAAUUGGAGGCUUUCCAUCAUUUAUUGAAGAAAUGAAGGUUUUUUAUAGAGAACGGCUUAAUGGAUAUUAUGGAGUUGCAGCAUAUAUUCUAGCCAAUUUCCUUUCUUCUUUCCCAUUCUUGGUUGCUAUUGCUCUUACUACUAGCACCAUCACUUAUAACAUGGUGAAAUUCCGGCCAGGAUUGAGUCACUUUGUCUUUUUCACUCUCAACAUCUAUAGCUCCAUCUCAGUGAUUGAGAGCCUCAUGAUGGUUGUGGCUUCACUUGUUCCAAAUUUCCUCAUGGGAAUUAUUACAGGGGCUGGAAUCAUUGGAAUCAUGAUGAUGACCUCUGGAUUCUUCAGGUUGCUGUCUGAUCUUCCAAAACCGGUUUGGCGCUACCCAAUUUCAUAUAUCAGUUAUGGUGCAUGGGCAAUACAGGGUUCCUACAAGAAUGACUUGCUGGGUCUUGAGUUUGAUCCUCUGAUACCAGGUGACCCAAGAUUGACUGGAGAAUAUGUAAUCACACACAUGUUGGGCAUUGAAUUAAAACAUUCCAAGUGGAUGGACCUAGCAGCUCUAUUCAUCAUUCUUGCAUGUUAUAGACUUCUGUUCUUCGCUAUUCUCAAGUUCAAGGAAAGAGCAUCUCCAUUAUUUCAGUCACUUUAUGCCAAGAGAACCAUUCAACAGCUUGAAAAAAGACCCUCGUUCAGAAAGAUGCCAUCUUUUCCUUCCCAAAGGCAUCAACCCCUCUACUCACUGUCUUCUCAAGAGGGUCUUGAUUCUCCACUCAACUAGCUGGGUUUUAAAUUGCGGUCAAAUGCGGCUGCAGACAGCAUUUUAAAACUUGCACCACAAACAAACUUGCACCACAAACCAGUUAUAUUUAAUUUGAUUAGUUUCUUCUGGUUUUUUCAGAUUAGUUGCUGUUAUCUGGUUAACAUACAAAAUUGCAUUUGUUUUGUUACUUUAUGUAUAUAGGAAACGUUUCAUGAUCGUUCCAAUGAAGGUACACAAUUGGGACAUUGGGCUACAUUUUUUUUUAAAUUAAAAUUUCUAAAGUGGAAUAAGUUAUUGUACCAAUGGAGGUCUCCUUCAUUGUCCAUUUGUCCUAGCCUGAUGAUUAUAUACUAUGAAUAUCAGGUUGACACUUUGUUGUGAA